AUGGGUGGUGUUACCGUUCGAGAUGUUGAUGCGCAAAAGUUCAUCACCGCGUAUGCCGAGUUCUUGAAGAAGCAGGGAAAGCUUCCGAUCCCAGGUUGGGUCGAUACUGUCAAGACUUCUCACUCCAACGAGCUCCCCCCUCAGUCCGCCGAUUGGUUUUACGUCCGCGCGGCCGCCGUUGCCCGACACAUCUACCUCCGAAAGUCAGUCGGUGUUGGCCGUCUGCGAAAAGUUCACGGCAGCACCAAGAACCGUGGCUCGAGACCCUCGCACCACGUCAAUGCUUCCGGAUCAGUUGACCGAAAGGUUGUGCAAGCUCUCGAGCAGUUGGGAAUAGUCGAGAAGGUUGAUGAGGAUGAGGAAGGUGGCAGUGGAAAGGGUGGCCGGAGAAUCACCCAGGCUGGUGCCCGAGAUCUUGACCGAAUCGCCCUGAACGCGGUGGAGGGUGAGGAAGACGAAGAAUAG
This is a messenger RNA of Exophiala dermatitidis NIH/UT8656, 465 nucleotides long. Its product is annotated as 40S ribosomal protein S19. Gene Ontology annotation, molecular function: RNA binding; structural constituent of ribosome. Lineage: Eukaryota; Fungi; Ascomycota; Eurotiomycetes; Chaetothyriales; Herpotrichiellaceae. The transcript has 3 exons. Gene Ontology annotation, biological process: ribosomal small subunit assembly; translation. Bases 1 to 465 code for a protein of 154 amino acids. Gene Ontology annotation, cellular component: cytosolic small ribosomal subunit; ribosome. The record is from RefSeq and is a predicted model, not a curated record.